This is a messenger RNA of Nezara viridula (southern green stink bug), 1632 nucleotides long. The record is from the annotation of a GenBank genome assembly. NCBI's taxonomy places the organism in Eukaryota, Metazoa, Arthropoda, Insecta, Hemiptera, Pentatomidae.
AUGCCUGGUGCAUGUAGUGAGAUAAUUGAUGAUAUUGAAGACUUGAUUGAAUCUCAAGAACUAGAUCCGCGUAAAAGCUCUAGAAAAGGGGUGACUGUUAGAGUCAAGAGACUAAAAUCAGUAAAAAAACAAGUAAUAGAGGAUGUUCCUGAAACAAAUGACCAGAGUGUUCCAAAGAGUAUAGUACCAGGUACUCAAAAGAUCUUUAUUAAAACUUGGGGUUGUACACAUAAUAAUUCUGAUGGAGAAUACAUGGCAGGCUUGUUGUCAACUUAUGGCUACACUUUGACUAGUGAUAAAUUAGAAGCAGAUCUUUGGUUACUCAAUAGUUGUACUGUAAAAAGUCCUGCAGAAGACCAUUUCAGAAACGAAAUAGAAGCUGCUAAAAAGCUUGGUAAAUAUGUUGUCGUUUCUGGUUGUGUUCCUCAAGGUGCACCGAAAUCUACCUUCCUUAAGGGCUUGAGCAUUAUCGGAGUGCAACAAAUCGACAGGGUGGUUGAAGUUGUUGAGCAAACUCUUAAUGGUAAUAGUGUAAGACUUUUUGGAACAAAGAAAUCUGGCGGGAAGAAACUUGGUGGAGCUCCCCUGUCUUUACCCAAGGUUAGAAGGAAUCCUCUUAUUGAAAUAAUUCCUAUCAACACAGGCUGUCUUAACCAGUGUACAUAUUGCAAGACAAAACAUGCGAGAGGGGAACUUGGCAGUUAUCCACCAGGGGAAAUUAUUGCUCGAGCUGUUGAAGCUUUUUCUGAAGGAGUGGUGGAAUUGUGGCUGACUUCAGAAGAUACUGGGGCUUACGGAAAGGACAUUGGUUCUUCACUUCCAGCUCUUUUGAAAGAACUAGUAAAAGUGAUACCAGAGGGAGCAAUGCUCCGUGUAGGAAUGACGAACCCUCCUUACAUAUUGGAUCACUUAGAGGAGAUGGCUGAAGUUUUAUCACAUGACCGUGUAUACAGCUUCCUCCAUGUUCCUGUACAAUCAGGUUCCGAUAGCGUUCUCGGUGAAAUGAAAAGAGAAUAUACAAGGAGUGAUUUCGAAAAAGUAGUGGACUAUUUGUCUUCCAAUGUUGUGGGAGGAGUAACUAUAGCAACAGAUAUUAUCUGUGGAUUCCCGACGGAGACUGAACAAGACUUUGAAGAAACGAUGUCAUUAAUUGCUAAGUACAAGUUUCCUUCCGUCUAUAUUAAUCAGUUCUUCCCCCGCCCGGGUACGCCUGCUGCUGCUAUGCCUAGAAUUCAUCCUAAACUGGUUAAAGAGCGAACAAGGAGACUUACAGAUUUUCACCUGUCCUAUGAACCUUAUACUGGUACCGUUGGAACCAUUCACUCCGUUCUCGUCACUGAAAUAGCUCAUGAUAAAGUUCAAUACGUUGCACAUAACAAACGAUACCAACAAAUUUUAGUCCCAGGGAAACCAGAAAUUAUGGGAAAAGUUGUUCGAGUUGAAAUAACGGAAGCAUUGAAAUAUUGUAUGAUUGGACGACUAAUUGAUGACAAUUACAAGACUAUUCAAUCUAACGCAGUGCUUAAAAACUCUGAUGAAUGCAAUAAUGGAAGAACCUCAUCGAUAUUGAGCCAUUGUAUAUGGGUCGUUGUCUUCAUUAUUAUUGCAAGAAUUUUGUGGAUUUUUCUGUGA